Molecule: messenger RNA, 1818 nt
Organism: Rotaria socialis
Lineage: Eukaryota; Metazoa; Rotifera; Eurotatoria; Philodinida; Philodinidae
Source: the annotation of a GenBank genome assembly
AUGAAUCAAGUAGUUGAACAGAAUCUAUCAAAUCUAGUUCAACAGUUAACUACAUCCGGUUCGAAAACAUUGAACGAAGAGAAAAUAAAACAACUUAAACAGAUUUGCAAGCAAACUGAAGUCAACAUUGAAUACUGUUAUCGUUUAUUGAUUGCUCAACUUGAUAAAUAUCAUUCUGAAAUUCGCUUUUCAACAGUUCAAAUAAUUGAUCAACUUUUUAAUCGUUCUCAACAUUUUCGCACGCUAUUGCUUAAUGAUUUUAACUGUCUUAUUGAUAAAUGUCUCGGAUUGACUGUUGACAAUCAAUUACCUCCACCAAAUCAAAUAGCAAAACUAUUAAAACAAUUCACAGCCACAUGUAUUAAAAAAUGGCAUGAAAAAUUUGGUACAACUUAUAAACUACUUGAUGUUAGUUAUAAUUAUUUAAAAAAUUGUAAAUAUUUAAAUUUUGAUAAUGUUGACGAGCCAAUCGGUAUUACUGCGCAAUUAGAACGUGAGCGCAAUGAAGCUAAUCAAAUUCGUCUGACACAAAAACUUGAAAAUGCCACUCAAGAACUGAAUGAAACGUCGAACGAAAUUUCUUCGUGCAUAAACCAAACAGAAAAUUGUCUUAGUUUACUGGUAUCUAGUAAUAUGAAAACAUCGAUUUCGACAAUACCUACAGAAUCAAUCGAACAAAGCAAUAAUAACGAUGACGACGACGAUGAUGAUGAUGAUGAUGAUAAUGACGAUGAUUUUAUAGAUGUUCCUCUGGGACCAACAAAGAAUAACGAUCAAGAACUUCUUCAGCUACUUGGUCUUGGAACUGCGGGAAAAUUAAAUAUUACAAUAGAUCUCAAUGAACGGUCUAGAUCGUCUUCUUUAGUUAAUGUUGAAAUAACAGAUGAUAAUCGUACAUUAGUUGAAAAUCUUCAUGAUCUCUAUCGACAAUUAAAUGAGGUUUAUUUAAGUAAAAUUCAAAACUGGAUGAAUAUUUUUAUCAAAGUUCAACAAAAUUCCAAUGGACAACAAACAGCAAUAGCUAUGAAACGAGCAAUUGAUUUAAAAAAUUCAAUUCAAUCUUGUUUGAAAAUGGUUGAAAACUAUCGCCUAGCACCAAAAAAAUCGGUACUUCCAAAAAAAACAGCUACGAGACUUGAUGUUCAACCUGUAACUCAACGCUCGCCUAUUGAAUCGAGAACAACACCAUUUAUCACUGACGAUGAAAUAAAGUAUUUCUUUCAUGAUGAUUCUGAAUGUAUAAAACGUAGUUUCACACAACCUGAUGUUCAAAAUGCUUUUGUACGUCCUACAGAACGAGAUGAUGCGUCUGAAAGUUUAAAUUAUUCUCUACUGAUGCAUAAACGUACUUUUGUUCAUGAAUUGCCUCCUAUCAAAUGGAAAUGUCGAGCACCACUAGGCAAUAGUAAAUUGUGUGAGCGCAUGGAUCGAUAUAAAUGUCCAUUUCAUGGUCGUAUAAUUGCUCGCGACGAACAAGGUCAACCCGUUGACGAAACACUUCGCAUUCAAGAACAAGAAAAACUAACAAAAAAACGCACUAUUCCUGAAUGGCAAGAUCCUGAAAUGUUAGAAGAUAUUCGUUUAGCGACUGGCGUUGAUUUAAAAAUCAACCAAGGAAAUAAAACAAAGAAAAAGAAGAAAAAUGAAUCUGGUUUAACUGAACUUGGCAUUGAAGAAAAUACGCCACGAAAUCGAUUAGAAAAAAUAAUAUUCAAUCAAUCAUCACUUAAGCGUAUUGGUGCCGCACUGGAUCGUGAUGAACGACGUCGAAACGAAGAAAAAUUUCAUCAUCAAUUUAAUUACUCUUUAAAUAAUUAA